AUGCAUCUGAGGCCAAAAAUUCUUAGCUCAGGCAAACCAAUACGGGCUCCUGGAGCCAUUGCUAGUGGCUCGCAACGACUAAUUGCUUUUGCUCAUGAUAAUUGCAUAUCAAUAAUAGAACCCAACUCGAUCACUGUUAUUCAAUCUCUAAAUCUUCACGUUUAUCCCGUGACUCAACUAACUUGGGCACCAGAUUGCUAUGAUCAUGACUCCAAAAAUUCCUAUACUCAUAGACUCGCGAGCGCAGAUUUAUCUGGUCACAUUAUAAUAUGGAAUGUUUCGACUGCAAUUCCACUAGCCGAAGCCUCUGAACCGAAUGCCGAAGUUAUUGGCAUGCAUUGGAUUCCGAAUCAGGAUAUGUCUCGUGAUCUUUUACUUGUUCUUCAUUCAGACAAUAAACUUAUUUUAUGGAAUGCACAAACUUGUACGCCUAUUUGGAAAAAGGCCUAUAUACACAACAUUAAGUCAAUUACUUUUGAUCCUUUCUCAUCGCAUAAUCUAAUUCUAAAUGGAACAAAUAAGUUAUUCCUGGUGAAUGAUCUUUCUUGGCAUUCGCCUCCUGAGGCUCCGGAGAAACAGUUAUUUAUUUCCAAUUCAAGUUUGGAAAAUAAUGGACUUGAUGCAGCUCGUUGGGGUUUUUCAAAGUCUAUAAAAGCUACAGCUAAAGCUGUCAUUGGCAAGGGACUGAUCAAGUUAACAAAUUCUCAAAAAGAUUAUAGAAAGCUACCGGUAAAUCAUCAUAAUGCAGUCAGCGAGUCCCCUAUACAAAUUCUCUAUCAUGGAUUUCGUAAAGACCACGUUAUCUUUGUCUAUCCUCGAGAAAUACUCUUCUAUGACCUUUUUCUAUCUCAAUACGUCGGUGGUAUUCAUUUAGAUCAAACCUCGGCUUCAUUCGCUCAAGUUUAUUCCUGUCGCCAAGCAGACAUUUUAAUUUGCCUCCACCAGAAUGGCACAAUUAGCAUGCAUUACUGCCAUCCCCCAAGCACACUCGAAUUCACGCAAUCUCUCGCUGUUGGUGCAACUAUUUCACAAUCGCCAACUGACCUCAACUAUUUCUUCCUCUGUGAAUCGAAAUCCCUUCGUCGUGGGAAGAAUUUCAGCGUCGUUGCUAUGUCUGUAAAUCCUAGCACUGAGUUGGACAUCACUAUUGCUACUUCAGAUGGUCGGUUACAGCUCCUUACGAUAGAAUCUGACCUUCCCUCUCCUGACGGGUGGCCAGAGUGGACUCUCAUGGAUAUGAUGAAGUCAUUUGAUCCUGAACACUUAAAAAAUGGCUCAACACCUUUACGAGUUCGUUUCAAGGGUUUCUACAGUGGAGGAUCGCCAUCGCCUACUGUGUGCUCCGUUUGUCCAACUCACUUCCUCUUCCCUCUGUCCGAAAAGAUUAAACACGAGUCUCUCAUCGCUGUGGGUACUUCUCGUGGCACCAUUCAGAUCUGGGAGCUUCAUACCUCUAAAGUCUGGCGAGAAUAUAUGUUAGUCAACGGUCCUGUCCGUGGCUUAGCUUGGGGCACUCUACCAUCUCCUGACAACAAGGCCGAGCGGGGUAGCUUAAUUCUCUUCGUGCACAGUUGUCAAAUUUCUCCAGAUUCAGCUGGUGGUAAUCACGGAACAUCUUCAUAUGACAACAUUCCAUCUUCGAACGGAAUCAUUCCAAGUGGUGUCCGCAAUGUAGUGGUGCGCAUUGACCUUUUGACUGGCCAGCAGAGUCCAGUUCCCACUCAAAACCUCGACACAAAAGGUCUUCAUCUUCUCAAAACUGCCAUGCAACAACCUUCUUCCAUUAAACCUAGCAAAUGGCUCAACGCUGCUUCACAGAUGACUGAACAUGCCGUAGCUUGUAUCACGCCUAUUCGGUCUAUUAAAGUUAGCAACUUGGGACAAUAUCUUGCUAUUCUCUACGAAAACUGGCCUUUGGAGAUCUGGGAUGCUAGAAAGCUAGUUUUACUGAAGCUGUUCUCCCAGCAGAGUUAUCGGCCUGUCGCCCUCACCUGGUCUAACGUCAGUGUAACAAGUCAUGCGUCCUCACCUGGGGGCAAUACACCUGGAGGAGAUCAGUCACAUUCACCAAAUGGCGAUGCUUCCACCCAAGAAAGCUACCAUCGGGAGACGUUUAUCCUAUGCACUUCACCGCUCACUUUGCAGCUUUACACUAUGGAGGGCGCCAAUGCGGAUACUAUGCCUAUCUCUAAUACCAUGCAAUGCGCUCAAUUCUUGAGAAUAGCUGAAAUCUUAAAUCGUGUCCAAAGUCUUCCCCAAUACUCCAGAAAUGCCAUCACCUGUGCAUCAUGGCGUUCCCCCAUGAUUGCUUUUGGAAUGGCGGAUGGUUGUGUUGCAGUCCGCAAUCUCUCAACCAAAGAGACCCUCUCUCGGUAUAUGGGAGUCCUUGUCGCGGAUUCUAACUUUGGCGAUACACCAUCUUCUACACUUCCUGAUACUGUGGGCUUCUCCAGUAUCAGGAAAGGAGAUGUCAAUUCUCCGAGCUACGUCAAAAAAGUGGAAUUCUUGUUCUCGGGAGGGUCCUCGUGUCGGCUGCUCACACUAUGUAAUGGCGGCAUCGCUGUAUGGGAGCCUAAACAGAUGGUAUUGCUGUGUGCAGCGCGUUUCGGCACAAGUCCUCAGAGGGUAUUAAUUGAUGCAGCCUGGACGAACACCGUCCUUUCACCCGCCCACCCCUCACCAACUUGUGUUCUCCUUGCUCUGGAUGGUUCUUUGCGCCUUGCAGCUGCUGGUUCGGCUGCUUGUAAUCGAUCUCUAGUUGAUCCGAAUGCAAACCUCUCAUCUGAUGGCGAUGACUCUCUUGAGGUAUCAGACGAGUACCUCCCUAUCUCAUAUUUUGAGUUCAAUAGUUCCAUUUCUAGUGAUUUGGAUUGGAAUAGUUUUCUCUACCUGCCUAGUCUUCUUCCAGCAAAUAUUGCCCUCACUAUACGAUACCUCCUGCAACACCAACCUUGGCAUUCCACAUCUGUUUCCACUGAUCUGGAGGAAACCAGUCAGACGAAAGGAGAAGGUGAUGAGGGGAGUAAGAAAGGACAGGUGUCUUCUAUAGAAAAUGGAUCCAACUCUAGCAAUAUCAUCCUCUCCUGUCCUCCACUGGGUCUUAACUUUGCCAAUGUCCAGUCUGCUGUUGAUCGGUUCUUUGCUGAAUUCAGGAAGGCAAAGCAUUUAAGCGCACCGUUUCAGUCGUCUCAACUGACUAUUGUGGAGAGGUGUCUUCUCGCAGCUCAGUUGUUUGGAGAUACCUAUGAGACAGAUUUUUGGCGAGUAGUGGCCUACCAAUUGUUGGCGGCUCCCGGUGAUGAGAAGAGGAGAGAGCAACUCUCAGGCCGAUGGAAACGAUUUGGACUCACUGAUCUGGUCUGGGAUGAGUUGACUGAAGAAGCGUCCUACAGAUCUGCGUUGGUGGAAAGGGUCGACAGACUCGUGCAUAAUAAUUCACCGGAGCAGAGCAAACUCUGGUAUGAAAAAGAGUCUAUCAAACAUCUGGCUGAGACACCGACUAGCUCCAACUCCUACAGUUUCAACAUUCACCGCGCUUGUCUUCUAGCCUCACAGAGCUACAUUCGGGAAUUGGAGGCAGCAGCAGUAGCAGCAGAGGGAGGAGAGAGCAGUGAGGCCGUCUCCACGGCGAAAUUGAACUACACCAGCUCUGUGAAACUGCUGGCAGCGAAUCUCAUCUCAAAUGGCCAUCUCUUUGAUGGUGUGGAGAUGCUCUGUAUGCUGGGAAUGCAUCUUGAAGCCUGCCGAUAUCUGGAGACAUAUAACGAAUGGGGAACAGCUAUUUGGCUAGCUAAGUGUAUGCUAAGCAAAGAGGAGUGCGAAGGCGUGCUUCGUCGUUGGGCAACCCAUCUCGCAACCACCGCAAAUCGAAAGACCUUGGCAAUACUAGUGCUAGUGUAUCUCGGUCAACACUCUGCUGUCCUCAACUUACUGCUUACCCUUCGACAGUAUCAGCUUGCUGCGAGGUACCUUGAAGCCUGUCAGGAAUGCGGAGCUGUCGAAAAUGAUCCCGAAUCAGAAAAUCUUCAUUCAAAGGUGUUUUUGGAGUUCGCCCGUUCUCUAAUCAGCAUGGGACAACGAGAAUCAGCACUCUAUUAUGCAGGAUUGGCGGGUGAUUUGGGCAAAACCCUGCGAGAUGAAAUUGACUUUCUUCUGAACUAA
This is a messenger RNA of Rodentolepis nana, 4161 nucleotides long. The record is from the annotation of a GenBank genome assembly. Lineage: Eukaryota; Metazoa; Platyhelminthes; Cestoda; Cyclophyllidea; Hymenolepididae.